AUGCCUCCCGAGCCUCCGCCCACUCCCCUCCAACCUCCCCUCCCGCCCACUCCCCUCCAACCCACUGUCCUCCAACCCACUCCCCUCCAACCUGACUCUUCCUCUCGCGUUGUUCCUCCCCUGCAAACCGCCUCUGGCUUGAUUAUUGAGUCGAAUCAACUGCCUGACAACUCAAAGCGGCCCAGUGCUCCGAGGGUCAGAUGCAAGCUACAGGAUGCGGCGGGUACGUUCACCUGCUAUAACAACGCCCUCAAGAGCUGCACCCACGGCUUCUGCACCACGCACUGUCCUAUUUUCUUGGGCGGUGUGCGGUGCUCUUACCACUUCAAGGGAACAACCACCCCGGCCCCUGUUGACGCUGAACUUCAAGAACAACCCACGCGCGGCGGCAUAACAUUUUCUCGCAACCUUUCGCUCUCCAUCCAGUCGGUCGUUCAAGCAGCCGACCUUUACGCGCAAGAAAAUAAGGAGUAUCGUCAAAAGCAAUCCGAGUACGAGGCUGAAGAAUUGAAACCCGUCGUGGUGUUCGUCUGGCUUAAGGCUGCUCAAGGCCCCAAAAAAUUCCGACUCGGCUGCCCCACAUGGCCCUAUUUCCAUCCGCAAGAUAUACCCAGUCUCACUACGUACGCCCGGGGUAGAUCAUACUCUCGUUUCGAUGUAUCUGCGCAAGUGUGGGAGGAAACCGAUCAGGCCGUCCGCGUAGAUCGGCUGCCUACCAAAAUUGACGACGUUCCUGUAAUCUAUAUUCACGCCCUCGACGUUCCAGAAUAUCCGCCGCUCCCGGGACUGCCUCAAUCACCGGUUGUGGACUACAUUCUUCCAUGCACACCACAGAAACGUCGCUACGAGGCACCGGAUUCUUUCCACACCGACCGUCGUAGCCCAUCAAAACUGUCCCGUACCAGCAGCACCUCCUCCAUUCAGUCCGCCUAUUCGACUCGUCUUGAUUACACCCCUUCGCGUCCGGGUCCCCGAUGGACCCCAGCUGGUUCUCUCGCUGGUUCGACUCCCGUUUCUUCUGAAAUCCCCACAUCCCCUUCAAGUACCUCGUCUACACCCUUCCGGCCCUCCAGCGCGUCUUCCAACGACCCUCAAACGUCCCGCUUCCCUUCCUCACAUAAUGUGUCUACCCUCAACUCCGGAUCAUCUGCGGUUACUCCUACUCGUCAAACCCACGCUGACUUGAUCCCCCGGGCCGAAACACUCUCUAACGAGGCGUUCAUCGCCCUCCUCAAAAACCAUGAUGGUGAACCGCGCGCGACAGACGACCCCCAGAUUCCAGAUGUACCAGCAACUCCGCAACCCCUUCCUACCUCCAACCCUCACGGUGUAAUCACCAUGCCUGAGCACGUACAACAGCAAGGCGAGAUGAGUCUGCCAGUGGAUGCCGGUACCUCCCGCACAAAACCAGCCAUGACCCCCCAUAUCGAGACACCGUCCACCAAGCCCCUAUUCCCUUGCACUCAUGCAUGUGACAUGAUAGAAUGUAUGGACCGCAUGGAUACCCUGACCGGAACAGUCCCUGAGCGUUUCAGCUCUGUGUUCUCAUUCACGUCCAAGAGCUGGCCCAAAUCGACAUAUUAUCGUCACUACAAUUUCAGAAUCGCUACCGAGAAGCGCGAUCCCGACUUUCUUCGCGAUCUGGUCGCUAAUGGACGUACGGAUGAGGGCUUGUGGUCUAAACUGGUUUCCCGAUUCGAAGGAUAA
Molecule: messenger RNA, 1707 nt
Organism: Stereum hirsutum FP-91666 SS1
Lineage: Eukaryota; Fungi; Basidiomycota; Agaricomycetes; Russulales; Stereaceae
Exons: 6
Coding region: 1-1707 (568 amino acids)
Source: RefSeq, a predicted model, not a curated record